Cordyceps militaris CM01 is the source of this 1584-nucleotide messenger RNA. RefSeq lists its product as uncharacterized. The transcript has 6 exons. Bases 1 to 1584 code for a protein of 527 amino acids. NCBI's taxonomy places the organism in Eukaryota, Fungi, Ascomycota, Sordariomycetes, Hypocreales, Cordycipitaceae. The record is from RefSeq and is a predicted model, not a curated record.
AUGACUUCAAUCUUGGUUGAACAACAAUCUCAAGAACGGGAAUCGCUCGAAGCUGCCGAUGCUGCGUCUGCACUCGAUGCGCUCGCCUUUCUCGAUCUAGGCCGGGAAAAGAGCAAACGCCUGCUCUGUUUCGUCGAGCUGUCUCAUUCUCUUAUACAACGCCCGUUUGCAAAUACCACUUUACUCGGUAUUUGCCUUGUUUGGAAUCUCGAGACAUUUCUGUACUAUCUGUUUCUCCAUAUUCUUCCCAUAUUCUUCCCAUAUUCCCAGGCAAGUACCUUUUGUCGCGCACUGUUCAUCGUUGCUCUGGUACCUCGCUCUAUCUUUGUCGGCGCCGCCCCCCGAAUUUGCGGCGAACAUCAUCUCACCAAUCCAAGCAAGUGCUGGUCUUUUCAAUUUGUUUACAUCUACCGUAAACUGAUUGCUCUUCUGGCGCUCCAAUCCCAACCCACGCAGCACACCUUCAAUCUAUUCCGAAGCCCCAACUCUGUCAUCAUGGCCCCUUCAGCUUCCAAGGCAAACUACAAAUCCUACGAGGCCCAGGCCCGUCUGGUCCGCGCCAUUGUCGCAGCGCACCCCACCACCAAAUGGAACUACAAAGAGAUUGCCGCCUGCUACGGCUCAGACAUGUCGGAGCAUGCCCUCAACCAUCGCUUCCGCUACAUUCGUGCCCAGAGCGAGAUUAUCAUGGCAGGUCGCAAAGCCAAACUGGACGUCAAGGAUCUCACUACUGAUGAGUCUUCUCUGCCCAAGACCGUCGGUGCCGUGGACAAGAAGAACAUUGCCAAGUACUUUGGCCAGUCCACGGCUGAUGGGAUCCAGUUCCAGUUCCGCGCCAUCAAAAAGGACGCGGACAAGUUGCGCGCCGUCGCCGACAGCGGCGGCGACCCGUCCGCCUGUCUCGACCUCAACUCCGGGAGCAGCAGCAGCGGUCCGGCCUUUACGCCCACGACGACGCCGAAGACGUCUCGCUCGCGCAACGCCGCCACCCCCACUACCGGCGGCGGCGGGACCAGCACCAUCAAGCGAGCUCGUGGCGACCUCGCUGUCGUCAAGAUAGAAUCUGACGAAGAGGACUCUGAAUCGACGAACAACUGGAGUGAGAUGGAGGCCACGCCCUCAAAGCGGCCCCGGACGCUCGCUGCUGCCACUACCCCAGGCCAGAGGAACGGCACGCCCUCGCGCCGAGCUGCAGCCGCCAGAGCCAGCGCUACUAUCGCUGAUGCUUCCGCGCAGCUUCAGACGAGCGAGUCCGAGGCUGAGACGAAACCCGCCGUCCGCGCUGCCAUGCCGCUCGACGGGCUCCCAACGCAUGCCCGCAACGGCACGGCCGCCACCGUGCGACCCUCGUCCGCGUUUGCCACGGCCGCCACCCCGGCCACCCCCUCCCUGUUUGCCAGCGUUCCUGCCUUUCGCCCGGCCCCCCCGCCGCCGCCCCCGCCGUCGACCGGCUUCACAAGCCCCUUUACAAACACGGCCACGGAUACGUACCUCGGCAGCGCCGGUAGCGCCGCUCCCUUUGGCGCUCUGGCUGCCGACGAUGCCUUUUACGACGAUGACGACGCCCCUGACGGCGAGUACUAA